UAGUGAACAACACAAUACUGAUAUUUGCUGAUACAUAAAGUUUUAUUUAAUUUAUUGAAAAUACUGAUUAAAGUUUUGUUAUAUAUUUUUACAUUGUGACAUAAAACUUGGAUAAAGAAAAUAAUGGGAAUUCCAGGAUUAACCACUUAUAUAAACGAAGGUGAAAAAUAUUUAGAAGAUUACAAAUUACAUGAUACAUAUUUACUAAUUGAUGGACGCAAUGUUUCUCAUUUAUUAUAUAGUAAAUGUACAAAUGAAAACUGGGCAUUUGGUGGUGAUUAUGAUGUUUAUGCACAAUGCGUAUCAGAUUUUUUUGAUGAAUUGUUUAAGUGUAAUGUAACACCCUUAGUUUUUAUUGAUGAUGGUAUUGAAAAUAAGAAGCUUCACGUUCGUAUGAGAAAAAUAAGAGAAAGAAUGGAUGCAUUGUUAGUUGCUCCAUUUAAACCAAACAUUGAUCAUCGUAAAAUUUUUCCUUUGCUAAAAGACCAAAUUUUUUUUCGUAUAAUAAAAGAAAAAAAUAUUCGACAUAUGCAGUGUCUAUUAGAAGUAUAUAACGAUAUAGCUGUAAUAGCGAAGCUCUUGAAUUGUCCAAUACUCAGCUGUCAGUCAGAUUUUUAUAUGUUUGGAUGUUUAUAUAUACCAUUUCAUACAUUCGAUACUGUUAUAGUUAAAAAUCCAUAUGGAAAUGGUUACAUGAAACCUUGUAAAAUAUAUAAAAUUGAGAAUUUGUUCAAAUGUUUUGAAGGAUUAAAUGAAACAAAGUUGGUAUUAGCAUCAAUACUGUUAGACGAUGAAGAUUUUGAAUCUGGUACAUUCAGGAACUUUUUUCGUUACUUAAAGCUAAAAACAUCAGAUAAAAGUUGUAAUUACCGGCGAUAUUGCAUAGACAAAGUACUGUCGUGGUUGGGUAAAUAUAAUUUGAAUACUCUUAUUACUGCAAUUUUAUGUAGAAUACCUGUAUCUAUGCGAGAAAAAAUAUUAAUUUUAAUAGAGAUGAGUGUAAAUGGCUCUAUGACUGAAUUUGCCGAUAUACUUAUGUCUCUAGGUUUCUCAAAAGAUUAUAUUACUCAUUUAAAUACCUUUUAUUUAAAUAGAAAUUUUAAAUACACUGCAGAUAUCAAUACAAUGAGCUAUGUUGAAGAAUUUCGCGGAGGAGAAAGUGAUAGAAUAAAUAAUAGAAUAAAUGAAGAUAAUUAUGAUUAUGAUUAUGAUUAUGAUUAUGAUUAUGAUUAUGAUUAUGAUGAUGAUGAUGAUGAUGAUGAUUAUGAUGAUGAUCCUAAUAUAGCAUAUUUAUUUAGUGAAUAUGAAUUACUGUCUAAACAUGCAGCUAUUACUAAUUUGCCUACAUGGUUUGUAGAUGAAUAUCGUAUGGGAAAAUAUCCAACGUUUAUCGUUGAUUUAGCACUUCGACGUUUAUAUUUUUGUCCCAUACAAAUGGAAAACUAUUAUUAUACCACCAGUGCUAUAAAAGGUUUCAAAAUCCUUAGUGUUAUAAUUGGAAUUCUAAAAAUAACAGUAAAGAACAAUCUGCAACAUGUAAUAUGUGUAAUGAGAAAUCAAAAUAACAAUGUUGCUUCUUAUAAGUUACAAAGUGCGAAUAUUACGAAUAUGUGCAAACUUCCUUCUCUAUUUCAGCUUAAUCAAAUUCCAUUAUGUUUUCAACUAGAGAUUAUAAAUAAUACUUUGGGAAUUAGAGAUACAGAUUGUAUAAAUGAACUACCACCAGAAUGGAGAUUGUAUGUUGGAUGCAUCGUCUAUUGGAUACAUCAACAAGGAUCUCCUGCAUCCAAUAAAUGUUAUUUGUAUUCUAUACUUCUUUCUAUGUUAUUUAACAUAAUAGAUUCCAGAAUUGGAAAAUACAGAAGUUUGAACAUUUUUCGGGAUAAAUAUUGUUACAUAAGUGAAAUUUUGCAGCAGAUAAGGAAAAAGAACAAUAGUUUACAUUAUACAAUGGAUGAUACGUUCAUGGAGGCCUAUAAUAAAAUUGACUAUAACGAUUGUGUAUUAGCAGCACCAUUUUUUGUUUAUCAUUUUCAAGUACAGAGAGAAUUAAUUAGAAAUCCAAAUAUCUACGACAGAAAUAUUGUACAUACAUUUGCAGAAUUCCAAAGUUGUUUGAAAUUUUCUUUGUAUUUAAAUUUACUUUUGGGAUAUCCUUAUCCACAAACUAAAGUCGAACAUUUUUUUAAUGGUACUCUAUUGUAUAAUUUGAGUAAUUAUUUUAAAAGAUACCAUAAUAUUGAAGAACAUAUAAAUUUCACUUUUCAAGGAUGUCCAAGUUUGUUAAAAGUCUUUAAUAUAUUUUUAUCAAAAAUUAAACCAAUGUUUCCACCGAUGUAAAAAGACA
Molecule: messenger RNA, 2347 nt
Organism: Frieseomelitta varia
Lineage: Eukaryota; Metazoa; Arthropoda; Insecta; Hymenoptera; Apidae
Product: protein asteroid-like
Exons: 2
Coding region: 124-2340 (738 amino acids)
Source: RefSeq, a predicted model, not a curated record